UACUCGGCCCAGCUGCACGUGUUAUUGUUAUUAUUAUUAAACGAAACGCGUCUGUGUUGUGUUCACAUUGACAGUUGUUCGAGUUCUAAACGAAAUCUUAGUUUAUUAUAAGGAUAAAGUUUUCAAAAUUGGAAUUAGUUCGGUACCACAACCGCUACCAGGUGGACCGACGAUCUGGUGAAGGUCGCGGGAAGCCGCUGGAUGCGGACAGCGCAGGACCGAUCGUCGUGGAGAUCCUUGGGGGAGGCCUAUGCCCAGCAGUGGGCGCCGUACGGCUGAUGACGAUGAUGAGUCCGGUACCGGGGUAAGAACCGACGAUUCCCCUCUGAUGGCUCGCGUCAUGCUGUUACUAUAAAACACCUCACACCAGAUGGCUAACAGAACCGACAUAUAAAAACCUUAGUACUUAAUUAGUUAUAAAAAAUGUCAAGAACUUCCGAAUUCAAAAUUCAAAUUUACAAAACCAGUGAUGUGCUAGUGCAGUGAAACCUAUCGAUAAAAUCGAAUGGAAACUUGUUUGUGAAAAAUUGGAUGGAGACUUUUCAAAAAUGGAAAUUGAACUUGAACAUUCUACAAUGGCGCCGAAUGCGUCGUUUAUUUUCCCGAGAGAAGCGACGAUAUUGGCAGCUGUGUGUGCCAGUAUCUUCAGUGUAGUUGGAGUUAUUGGUAACUUCAUCACGACGGUAGCUCUUCUAAUGCAUCCGAAGCUCCGAGGGCACGUUACUACGAUGUUCGUCUUGUCCCUCUGCGUGUCAGACCUUCUGUUCUGCAGUAUCAACCUGCCCCUGACAGCCAGUCGGUACAUCAAGCAGGACUGGCCGUUUGGCUUACAACUGUGUCAGCUCUUUGCCUUCGUCUUCUACGGAAACGAAGCUGUCUCGCUAUUGUCUAUGGUCGCUAUUACUAUUAACAGAUACACCCUGAUAGCUUACUACGACAUGUACUCCCAGAUCUACACCACAACCAAGAUUUGGAUCCAACUGCUCCUCGUGUGGUUCGUCUCCUUCGGACUCAUGGUCCCACCUUUACUGGGCAUCUGGGGCCAACUGGGCUUGGACCACGACACAUUCUCGUGCACAAUCCUGCCGAAAGACGGGAAGUCUCCGAAGAAAUACCUCUUCGUCUUCGGUUUCGCCCUGCCCUGCGUCGUCAUCAUUGUGUCCUACUCUUGCAUAUACUGGCGAGUACGAGAGAGCAAGAGAAAGCUAGAGGGACGAAGGUGCGUAUGUGGCAAGCUGAGCGGUCAAACAGCGAAGGAGAAAGAAGAAGAUUCGCGGCUGACCACGCUCAUGCUGACCAUUUUCCUGUGCUUCCUGGCGUGUUUCCUGCCGCUCAUGAUCAUGAACGUCGCCGUUGAUAGCAUCAGGUACCCGUGGCUGCACAUAAUAGCAUCGAUCCUAGCGUGGGCAUCCAGUGUCAUCAACCCGUUGAUCUACGCGGCAACCAACCGCCAGUACCGUGCUGCUUACGGCAACCUCCUCAAGUUCUGCAAGAACAACCCAGUAGCGCGGCGAACCACGUGGGGCAGCCGCACCGUAGGGCAGAGCUCAAAUUCGCCCCACUACGCCGAGAAGAGGAAUCCCUUGAAAGAAAAGCCUACUAAGUUAUGAAUGUCGGAAAUAUUUCAGAAUAAGUAAUUAUAAUUAUCGUGUGGGUUGUGAGGUGGAAGACCGACCCCACCAACCGUAAAUGUCAGGGUUAUUAUUGAGCCGCCCAAGGCCCCUGAUAUAACUCAAGUAGCAACUACUUACAUCAGUAAGUAGUAAAUGGGAGCAAUGGUUUAACGUGCCUUCCGAAGCACAUAAUAAUUAGUGGACCCAGUAGACGUUGUCGCGCUCAUUUGUAGUGAGUACCAGGUACCGGGUGCAAUUAUGAAUUUAAGUCAUCCAGAAGGGAAUCUAAACCAUGCCAAACACACAGAUCAAAUUUUAUCAAAAUCGGUCACACCAUUUUCGAAAUUUGCACAGCGACUGAUUACACACACUGACUGGACUGACUGGUUUUUAUUUUUUGCACACGUAAAACAAAGUUGUUCAGAAAAUAUAUUAAAACCUGAAAUAGUCGAUGGUUUUCAAAGGAUUAUAUUUACACAUGAUCUGAGUUCUAAUCUUUUGUAAAAGAUUCAAAUUCAGAUAUAGUCAAAAACACAUUAUAGAUAAUAUGCAUUAUGCACUUUGCCCUCAAUUAUCCGUACUGUAUAAAUAAUUAUGAUUUCGAUGAA
Molecule: messenger RNA, 2221 nt
Organism: Pectinophora gossypiella (pink bollworm)
Lineage: Eukaryota; Metazoa; Arthropoda; Insecta; Lepidoptera; Gelechiidae
Gene: Tre1
Product: protein trapped in endoderm-1
Exons: 8
Coding region: 549-1610 (353 amino acids)
Biological process (GO): G protein-coupled receptor signaling pathway
Cellular component (GO): membrane
Molecular function (GO): G protein-coupled receptor activity
Source: RefSeq, a predicted model, not a curated record